This is a messenger RNA of Drosophila takahashii, 4758 nucleotides long. It is a transcript of the gene Iml1, whose product is annotated as GATOR complex protein Iml1. The record is from RefSeq and is a predicted model, not a curated record. Gene Ontology annotation, cellular component: lysosomal membrane; GATOR1 complex. Gene Ontology annotation, biological process: cellular response to amino acid starvation; positive regulation of autophagy; negative regulation of TORC1 signaling. Gene Ontology annotation, molecular function: GTPase activator activity. Lineage: Eukaryota; Metazoa; Arthropoda; Insecta; Diptera; Drosophilidae.
CGAAAAAAGUAGAAUUUUUAUAUUUUCAGCAAGCAAAAUGGGGAAAAUUGUUUAAGGAAUUAAAUAAAUAAUUGUUCGCUGGUUUUGCAACCAAAAAACCGAGUCAACAUGAAGCUGUACAAGCUGAACACACACACGCGCGGAUGCAACAAAUCCUAUGAUGCGGAUUUGGUGAUGAACCUAAAGGAUCACCCCAAUGCCAAUGUGGGCGAUGUGGUGGAGAUCUAUGCGCCCGACGAGGAGAACGGCACCCAUCUGCUGCUCCAGAUCACCGAGUUCAAUGGGAGCUGCGGUCGGGAUGUGAUCAGCAUUGAAUCAGGGAUCGCGAAUGCGUUUAAGAUGCGUCCAUAUUCCAAUGUGGUGAUGCGCAUUGUGAACCCGGCGGAUGUGGCCCUGGACUCCAUAGAGAUCACCUUCAAGGAUCAGUACAUGGGUCGCUCGGAAAUGUGGCGCCUAAAGACCUAUUUGACCGACACCUGUGUGUAUGUGAACAAGAAGAUUGACUACAACGACAUGCAAAUCCGCUGCCAGGUGUACGAGAUGUGGUCGCAGGGCGAGCGCGUGGCCAGCGGCGUCAUCACGGAGGACACGAAGAUCGUCUUUCGCAGCAGCACUUCGAUGGUUUAUCUCUUCCUGCAGAUGUCCUCCGAGAUGUGGGACUUUGACAUCCACGGAGAUUUGUAUUUCGAGAAGGCUGUCAAUGGUUUUCUGACUGAACUGUUCCAGAAAUGGAGGAAAUUGAGCUGCAAUCACGAGGUGACCAUCGUGCUCUUCUCCCGCACCUUCUAUGCGGCCAAAUCCCUGGAUGAGUUCCCCGAACACAUGCGCGACUGCCUGCAGCAGGACUACAAGGGUCGCUUCUACGAGGAUUUCUACCGCGUGGCCAUUCAAAACGAAAGAUGCGACGAUUGGUGCACUGUUCUUGGGCAGCUGCGCAAGCUAUUCACCUCUUAUCAGGCCACCGUGUUGCGCUAUCACGAAAGGGAAAACAUGAAGAUCCCGCCGGCCACCAAUUCCUCUGCCACUCAGGGCAACUUUCUGGAGGUUCUAAACAUCUCGCUAAACACCUUUGAGAAGCACUACUUGGAUAGAACCUUUGAUCGCACUGGACAGCUCUCUGUGGUCAUUACACCCGGAGUGGGAGUCUUCUCUGUGGAUCGCGAGCUGACCAACAUCACCAAGCAGCGCAUUAUCGACAAUGGAGUGGGCAGCGAUCUGGUCUGCGUGGGCGAGCAGCCUUUGCAUGCGGUUCCUUUACUGAAAUUCCACAACAAGGACACUACUUUGACCUCCGCUGAUGAUUAUUCCCUGCCCCACUGGAUCAACCUGAGUUUCUACUCCACCAACAAGAAGAUAGCUUACUCCAGCUUUAUACCGCGGAUUAAGCUGCCUCUUUUUGGCUCCCAAGUGACGCUCCACGAUGUGGUUGUGGGCGAGGGGGAGGGCGAGGAGAACGAGCGUCACUUCCUCAGCUGCAAUCAGUCGGAGUACAAGCACAAUUCGCUGUUUGAUUACGAUGCGUAUGACGAGCAGAUCUUCCAGCCGCUGCCGGCUCAAAGUACUUGCUCCCUGCAGCGCAUAGUGCGUGCCAAGAAGACUUCGGUGCCUAGUUUGGAGACCUAUGCCUAUAGAAACAACGACUGGGAGAACCUCACGCCCACUCAAAUACCUUCUAUGCGUCGCAAGAUGUCCGAUCCAGACAUUCACCAUGGAACCUCUGCAAUGCUGGCGGCGUUGCAACCCGAUACCACGAAUCUCUCCGAGUCGCUGGCUUCCGAGAAGAACUCCCGUCGCACGAUCGUCAGCAUUGCGCCCAUUGUGCGUCCUGGUCGCGCGCUCAUCAAUCCCUUUGAUCCCUCGCAAGUGACCAUCAAGCUGACCUCCAAUCGCCGCCGCUGGACGCACAUCUUUCCCAAGGGUCCAACGGGAGUGCUCAUACAGCAGCAUCACUACCAAGCGGUGCCGGCGAAAACGGGUCAGCAGCGGCCACUGCAGCAGAUCCAGAAUAAUAGCCAAUCUGGGAGCAACAACAACAAUGAGCAGGAGGAUUAUGGAUGCGAGAAUGGCGAGCAGUACGACCGAGUGUCCAGCCAUUCGCUGCUCAGCAAGUCGGCCUCCUCGCAGAGCUUUGUGAUGGGCGAUGAGAAAAUUGAUUUCUUCAAGCGCCGUCAAAACUCACUGAUGAACGCUUUGCCCGCCAAUGUGCCCAACCUAACGGCCACCCAGGCGAAAUCCUAUCUCUGGGGAGCCACCGGGGAGCAGGAGUGGACGCCAGCAAUUACCACGGUCAAGCAUCUGAGGCCGAUCGUCGAGGGCGAGCAUCAUCAUCAUCUCGGAAUGGUCGAAAUGGUCGCAAUGGAGCCACUCGGGGAUGUAGAUCCGCCCACCGAAACGGAGGCGGGCGGCGGCGGAAGAGGAAAGAUCAUCAUAGGCGUCGACUGGAAGUCGUUGACCAUCCCCGCCUGUCUGCCCAUCACCACGGAUUACUUUCCGGACAAGCGUUCCCUAAACAACGACUAUGUGAUCUCGGAUUACACUUUGCUUCCCGAUGAUGUGAAUCAUGAUUAUGCCCAGAGUAGAGCGGUCUAUAGGAAACCUUUAUCCACCGAGGAGGUUUGCAAGGAAAUCGUUUCGCAGCGGUUGGCUCAGGGAUUCCAGCUGAUUGUGGUCGAUGAGAAGCCUCCGUCGGUGGGCAACUGCUCCUCGGGAUCGGCUGUGCUGCCGGUGAAGCCACCUUGCGAGAUCAACAAGGAGUAUUUGUUGUCUAUAGGAAGGAUCUUUCACAAGAUCUCACUGAUUGGUUCUGUGAUCACAGUCACGGGUUACAGACCCAGACAUCCCUAUCCCCCCAUAAAUGUGGACUACCGGUAUCGUUUUCAUGCCCCACAGCAUGAAACCUAUGAAAUCUCUGGCGUAAACUUCACCACCGAGAAGCUGGAGAACUUUAACUGGAACCACAUGGAUCUGUACAUCUGCACGCGUGGCGAUGUGGAUUAUCCACUAAUGGAGAGCUUGAAGUACUGGCGCUAUCGCAUGUAUUUGCUGCCCCGGGAGAACAUUGUGAACAAGAUCGCCAGCUGUCAGCGCUGCGAUAUAUUCCCCGAUGUCACGGCGGAUAAUACGAGGGAACAGGUGGAGGAUUUCGUCCGACUCAUCGAGGCGGUCAGCAAGCUAAAGCGCCAAUAUGCGCGCAAGGCGAGAGACAGCCCCAUCGCCCACAUAACCAAGCGGAGACACAGCACCAGCAUUAUAUCCAGGCCUCAGCCUAACCAGGGACUCAUGAACUCUCCGUUCCGGGAGCGAGUCGGCAGUAAUCGACUGCCGGAAAAGCGACCCAGCAUUAAUGUGCGUCCCAAACUGGAAAACGGAAGGAUUCCCCGUAUUUUUCCCGCCACCGAUGCAGUGGCAGCUGCAGGAAUCGCCGCCAGAGAUGACCAGGAUGAUGGCUUCCCCGUGGACAUCAAGUUCAGCCCGAAUGCCACUUUGGCCGAGAUAUUUGAGGCCAUGAAGCAUCCUGUCAAUGGAGUGGGCUACUUCUCGCAGACCCAGUCACUUCCCUCCUGCACUUUUGUAUCCUACGAUGCCUUGAUGUGGUUGAAAACCCGCCUCAACAAUGGACGACAUCCUCUGGAGCUGCUAGAGGCCAUGCGAAAGGAGCGCAUGAUCUGCCAUGCUUCUGGUGAUUGGAAGAAGCCAGUGGUGCCUGGCUUUGUCUUCUACUAUGUGGUGCAGCAGGAUAAGAAUGCCAAAGAUUACGCCCCGCCUUUGGGUGAUUACAGCGCCUUUGUCAACGAAUGGCUGGAGAUUGAGUUCCAGGGAUGUAGCUUCCUUUGGCAUGAUGAGCCAGUGACCACUCCAGUGCCCAAUUUCCUAAGGGACUCUCCAGCUCCUCAAUCCUGGACAGAAACCUGCAGUAACAAACGCGUCUAUCGCCAGUCGCAUCUGGAGAUCGAUGUGAACCAGAAGAGCGAUCGCAUGGAGUGGGGUCAUGUCAAACAUCACACAGUGCUGCAGCCCAGAUUCGCCUUUGAAAUUGUAGUGGAGUGGGUCACCUCAUCGGGUCCUAUAGUGGCUGAUUUGAUUGGCGGAUGGAUGCGCAAGGCGAAUCAGUUUAACUUCCUGGUUUCAGUACCAGCGGAUCCCAUGGCAGAGCCCUUUACCAAGAAAUCAGAUCCUCUGAGAGGACCCAUUUUCAUUCCGCUUUGCACCACAUUCCUGCCCAAUGGAGCUGCUCUGUUUGAUGAGUUCCCUGAGGAUAGCCGUUCAGAUCGCAUGCUGUUCUUGCAGGAUGCCAUCUUAGCCAAGUUUGGCUUCUUGCCCUGCGUUUUGGAAAAGAAAUACAGCAUUGGCAAGGAUCUGCCCAAGGAGUAUCAGUAUGUGCAUUGCACGGGCAACAUGUUUGCUUUGAUACGCUGCGCCACGAACAACUACCAAGUGGAAUCUCCCAUCCUGCAAGAGGCGAAUGUCACACGCUGCGUCUAUGGCCACACAAACAACACGAAUGUCCCCAAGAAAGUGGGUUUCCUGUGGGCCUGGAAUCACAUGAUACCCAACAAGAAGUGGAAGGCGCAGACCAUUAAUAACUCCGCAGACGGAGAGCUCUUUCAACUGAAGAUGCUGAAGGAUUUCCGUGAGUUUUGCUCGAACAGCGAUCAGCGUUUGUCCACUUUCUGGUCGCAAUCCCAGGAACUAAGGCGCCGGGCCCAGAAGUUUGAGAAUAACAACAAUAACACCGAUGAGGUGAAGGUUAGAGCUUAA